Molecule: messenger RNA, 211 nt
Organism: Dentiscutata erythropus
Lineage: Eukaryota; Fungi; Glomeromycota; Glomeromycetes; Diversisporales; Gigasporaceae
Source: the annotation of a GenBank genome assembly
AUGGUUAUAUAUGAUUUACUUGAAACUUCAGAUAAAAAUACUAAUAACAGUGGGACUAAUAAUUUAGAUAAUACUAAUGAAAGCGAAGAUUUAGAAAGCUUAAUAUUAAAUAUUGCAGAUUCAGUAGAUUUAGUGUUGCAAGAAUUUUUAGCAUCUGGAGAUACAAUAUUUUUUUUAGAUUCUGUUACAACUAAUCGGGCUAGAGAUGUAG